Messenger RNA from Pollicipes pollicipes, 458 nucleotides. RefSeq names its product ribosomal protein L36A (gene RpL36A). The record is from RefSeq and is a predicted model, not a curated record. Gene Ontology annotation, biological process: translation. NCBI's taxonomy places the organism in Eukaryota, Metazoa, Arthropoda, Thecostraca, Pollicipedomorpha, Pollicipedidae. The coding region runs from base 99 to 413 and encodes 104 amino acids. The transcript is spliced from 3 exons. Gene Ontology annotation, molecular function: structural constituent of ribosome. Gene Ontology annotation, cellular component: ribosome.
CCAACAAAUUUCAAGUAUCGAUUGUGUGAGAAGAGCAGAAUUCAUUGUUUAUCCAAUCGAUAGAUUGUAAACUUCCUUUUCGAAACCAAUUCGCCAAGAUGGUGAACGUUCCAAAGACCAAGAGAACAUUCUGCAGGAGCUGCAAGUCCCACAAGGUGUUCAAGGUAGCACAGUACAAGAAGUCCAAGGAAAGGAUUGCUGCACAGGGUCGCCGGCGCUAUGACAAGAAGCAGGCUGGUUUUGGUGGUCAGACCAAGCCAAUCUUCAGGAAGAAGGCCAAGACCACGAAGAAGAUCGUGCUGCGGUUGGAAUGCACCGCCUGCAAGCAUAAGCGUCAGGUGCCCAUCAAGCGCUGCAAGCACUUCGAGUUGGGAGGAGACAAGAGAAGGAAGGGAGUGAUGAUCCAGUUCUAAACAUGUUGUAUCUCGCGUGUCAAUAAAUCCUCCAACUCUGUGUUA